Messenger RNA from Hermetia illucens (black soldier fly), 1642 nucleotides. RefSeq lists its product as uncharacterized. The record is from RefSeq and is a predicted model, not a curated record. The transcript has 2 exons. The coding region runs from base 1015 to 1575 and encodes 186 amino acids. NCBI's taxonomy places the organism in Eukaryota, Metazoa, Arthropoda, Insecta, Diptera, Stratiomyidae.
UCCAAACGGACUCAAAGUGAAUUUUAUUUUAAUUGGCGCCCAACGUGGUUUGAACCACAAUCUUUAAUCCUUGUAUAAGGAGUCGGUAUUAAUUUCGUAAAAAAGUGUGUGAAAAUUUAGUUAUUUAAAUGUUCACGAUCGUGCGAAUUUAAAACGAAACAAUAAUCGAGUGAAGCGGCUGGCAGCGGAGUUUUCAGACGUACCUACAUAUUGCAACAAGUGACUGUGACUGGGUGAACGAGAUAUCUAAUCAAAGCGUAUCGAAUCAACUGGUGGCGUGUGUCUAACUUGCAAACAGAUAUGAAUAUCUGUACGAGUAUUAUAUUAACAUUGGUCACCACCGUCGCCGGUAAAAUCUUUGACUAUAGUUCAUCUAAUUAUAUAUCAUUACGAAAAGGGGACGUGGGACUGUACGAAGAUUAUAUAUACCUUAUCCAUAAUAUAAAUUUAACUGAAUUGAAAUGUUUUCAAUAUCGGAACAGAAGGAAUCACUGGACGCAGAUGCGAAUGAAAUGUCUAGAUUAUUGUCGUCUCUAAGCGCAUAAAUUUAAUAAAAAAAGAGUAUUAUGAUAUCAGCGAACCAAGAUUUCCUGAGUUAUUUCAAAUUAUUACCAUUAGAAAUCAAAGAGUAAUAUCCUUAUUAACGAACGCUGUCUACUCGGUUACCCUUGCUCAAUUAAACAUUGUUAAUCCUGUCAUUUUAACAGACCAAGGGGUCCUCUCAAUCGUAAAACAGGAAGAAAUGCCCAUUACUAUAAGUGAAUUGACUUCAUCUUCUACUGUUAAAAUAUAUAUUAGUAAUAAUGUGUUUAAAUAUUUAGUUAAAGUACCAAAUAUAAUUACUAUUUGUUCUCUCAUAGUUAUGUACCCUGUAAUUCAUAACAAUACCAUAUUAGAUUUAAGUAAUAGGUAUGUUGCCGAGUGCAAAAAAAAAACACACUGCCACUGGUUAAUUGUAAGGACGGUAAGGGCAAAGCAGUCUGCAAGCACGAUCGUUUUGAUAAAUGCCUUGCAAUGAUCUUCAAUGGAAACGUCGCAACGUGUAAAACGGUCACUUCAUAUCACAUCUCACCAAUCGAAAGGGUUGAUGAUGAUACAUUGAUCAUUAAUGAUGCAACAGCCACAAUAGUAGAGAAAAAUCACUCGGUGACUGUUACGGGUACAUUCCUCGUACAGUUUGAAGAGGAUAUUCUCGUCAACGACACACUGUACAAAGUUACAGGUAAGGUGUCAUCAGUGGUUCCGCAAAUUUCAAAGCAGUUCCAGCUUAAUGUGUCAGCACAUUCGACACAGCUGACAUUGCCGUACCUGCAUAAGAUACAUCUCCGCAAUUUGGAGAAGAUCCGACAAUUUGAUGCCGACAAAGUCAACAACAAUGAGUAUGCAUGGUAUGCAUUUGUCCUCGUCGUGGCAACAGUGAUUCCGGCUGGUAUCAUAGUAAUGCGUAGAAAAUGCCGUGGUAAGCCGACGAUCAGACGACCUAACCGACCUGUGAAUUUCGACGUCGAAAAUGAAAUCGAACGUAUCGUACGCUACAUCGCCGAUCACAAACAGAUUCGGGACGAAUCAGCUUAAGGGGAGGGGUAGUAAUAGCACAAUAUAAAUAUUUAGGGUAUACAUAUAGAAUAAAUAUUAUUGGGUG